CUUCAGCUGAAGCCACUUCUUCGAAAUGAACCAGAUUUUAUUAUGCUCUCCAAUUUUACUGCUGCUUUUUACAGUGGCAAGCUGCGAUAGUGAGCAACAACUCGAUUCAGCUAUGCACCUGAAAAGUGAUUCUACGAAAAGUGCAUCUCUGAAAAAUGUUGCUCCCAAGAAUGAUGAGACACAGGCCAAAAUAGCCAAAGAUGAUGUAGCUCUGAAAGAUGCGAAAAAGGGCGAUUAUAUAAUGGAUAUCGAUAUUUCUGAUUUGCCGCUGGAUGAUUAUCCAAUCAAUAGGUCCAAAUCACUAAAAAGCUCUUCCAUUGACUUGAAUAAUAUUCCUUUCAAUAAAGGACUAGAUGAUUUCCCGGCAAAAGAAAAAAAUCAAGGAUCCAAUCAAAGUGCGCUCAAGGCCCUGCAACAGAGGUUACUAACGGAGCAGAACAAUAGUUUACUUCUCCGGAACCAUUCCAUAUACUUGAUGAAAGAAAUAGAGGCCAGAAAAACGGAUAUUAUCAAAGUACGACAGUUAAACCUCGAUUUAGAGCUCGAGCUAAAUACUGUGAACCGCAGACUUUUGGAAUUGAAUGGGCAACUGCAAAACACUCGAAAGUCCACAAAGCCGUGUAAGAAACGUUCUAGUAAGGAUAGCGCCCCACCUGCCGCCAAUCAGUUUCAGGAAGCCAACGUCAGGAACACUUACCGUAACAAAUAUCUAACACUUCUGAAAGAACUUAGUCAGAAGAUCAAUAACGAAAUCGCGAAAGUCGCUACCGAUGUACCCACGGAGACAAAUCCUUCCCAAGGGAAUCUACCAACACUUUAAUAGUUAAAAUCAUAUGGUUUCCCAUCAUUUAAGAACAGAAACAAUAGUAUUGAGUCAUUGCAAGACCUUCUAAUUGCGCACUUACUUAUUUUUCUGAUCUUGUUAGCCGUAAUAAAUGCGAUUCAUAACGCUUAGGCC
This is a messenger RNA of Drosophila melanogaster (fruit fly), 958 nucleotides long. It is a transcript of the gene Acp26Aa, whose product is annotated as accessory gland protein 26Aa. The transcript has 2 exons. Gene Ontology annotation, cellular component: extracellular region; cytoplasm. NCBI's taxonomy places the organism in Eukaryota, Metazoa, Arthropoda, Insecta, Diptera, Drosophilidae. The record is from RefSeq and is marked reviewed. Bases 26 to 820 code for a protein of 264 amino acids. Gene Ontology annotation, biological process: mating.